This is a messenger RNA of Heterobilharzia americana, 986 nucleotides long. Lineage: Eukaryota; Metazoa; Platyhelminthes; Trematoda; Strigeidida; Schistosomatidae. The record is from the annotation of a GenBank genome assembly.
AUGUAUGGAGGUUCGACGUCCUUUGAAGACGAUGAGUACGAUUAUCUGUUUAAAGUUGUGCUAAUUGGAGAUUCCGGUGUUGGGAAAAGUAAUUUGCUCUCCCGUUUCACAAGAAAUCAGUUCAAUUUGGAAAGCAAAAGUACUAUUGGAGUAGAAUUCGCUACAAGGAGUAUCCAGAUCGAUGGAAAGGUAAUAAGGGCUCAGAUUUGGGAUACUGCUGGUCAGGAACGUUAUCGAGCCAUUACAUCUGCUUAUUAUCGUGGUGCCGUUGGUGCACUGCUGGUAUACGAUGUUUCCAAACCAGCAACUUAUUCCAAUGUGGAACGAUGGUUACGCGAGUUAAGGGAUCAUGUAGCAGACAGUAUUGUUGUCUUAUUGGUUGGCAAUAAGUGUGAUCUUAGACAUCUUCGAGCUAUAACGACGGAAAAAGCAGAAGAGUUUGCUGUACGGAAUGGACUUUCCUUUAUUGAAACUUCAGCCUUGGAUUCCACUAAUGUGGAAGAAGCAUUCUGUCAGAUUAUCCAAGCUAUAUAUAAGAUUAUCAGCUCAAAUCCACCAGUGAGUAAUGUGGCUAUGAAAAUAUCUCCAUAUCAGAAUCAACCGAUUGUUUCACCGGAUACUGAAAACUCUGGUGGAAGUAGACGAUGUUGUAGUAGUUAAGAUCAGGAUUACCUUCCUCUCUUUAUUUUAUCAACUGGUGUCAAUACUACUAAUGAUGAUAAUAAACUGAAUGUUUGAUGAUGAUUGUGACAGUCUUGUUUUGUCAUAUUCGAUGAUCACUACUACUACUACUACUCAAUUCUGUGGUAUGGUGUGUGAGUGUAUGGAUCAUUUUCUUUACAUCCUUUCUAAUUUGUGUUAUAUCUUCAUUGACUGUGUGUUAUUCACACAUUUGUGCACUAAUAAACAAGGUAUAACUGUUCUCUUUCUUCUACCUCUGUUUUACUUUGUUCCAUUUCUUAUUGUUGCUUGUUUAUUGCCUUCUC